AUGUCAACCAUCCCGGCCUCGGCCCUGCAAUCGGGGUCUCCGCCCAUCAUCCCGCUGCCGUUCAACGCCAAACAGCCCGAGAAGGUGACGCUGUAUCCGCUAUCCAACUACACAUUUGGCGUCAAGGAGACCCAGCCCGAGGAGGACCCUUCCGUCAUCGCCCGCCUGAAGCGCCUGGAGGAGCAUUUCAACGAGCAUGGCAUGCGCCGCACCUGCGAGGGCAUCCUCGUGUGCCACGAGCACAACCACCCCCAUAUCCUGAUGCUGCAGAUCGCAAACGCGUUCUUCAAGCUGCCCGGCGACUACCUGCGGCCCGAGGACGACGAGGUCGAGGGGUUCAAGGCUCGGCUGGACGAGAGGCUUGCGCCGGUAGGCCGAUUGGGCGAAGGUGAGGAGGCGGGCGACUGGGAGGUCGGUGAAUGCCUUGCGCAGUUCUGGCGGCCAAACUUCGAGACCUUCAUGUAUCCCUUCAUCCCUGCGCACGUCACGCGGCCCAAGGAGUGCAAGAAGUUCUACUUUAUCCAGUUACCAAAGAGCAAGGUUCUCAGUGUGCCGAAGAAUAUGAAGCUUCUCGCCGUCCCCCUGUUCGAACUGUACGACAACACCGCCAGAUACGGACCGCAACUGUCUGCUAUCCCACACCUCCUCAGCCGCUACAACUUUGAGUUUGUCGAUGAGAACGGCGAUGUUGUCGCCGCGACCCCUGGUUCAGGUGCCCCCGACGGAUACGUGCCUAAAUCCAAGGUUCUGGCUGGGGACGAUACGGACAUGGUUGAGGAAAACGGGACGCAUUGA
Messenger RNA from Trichoderma citrinoviride, 795 nucleotides. RefSeq names its product cleavage and polyadenylation specificity factor, 25 kDa subunit. Gene Ontology annotation, cellular component: mRNA cleavage factor complex. The record is from RefSeq and is a predicted model, not a curated record. The coding region runs from base 1 to 795 and encodes 264 amino acids. Gene Ontology annotation, molecular function: mRNA binding. Lineage: Eukaryota; Fungi; Ascomycota; Sordariomycetes; Hypocreales; Hypocreaceae. The transcript is spliced from 2 exons.